AUGCGGGGGCUGAUGUCCGUUCCCCUUCACCACCGCCCUCUAUUCUGGCAGGGCCCAACUUCGAGCCCCGCAGUCCCUAGAAUCCUUAAGGGCCAUUUUGCACACGACUGUGCGACCCCCAUGCGCCGUCCUCAUUCACCACAGCACACUGGGCCAGCUUCGAGCCGACAGAAGCGCACGGAGACGACGGAGCAGCGGACCGUCGCCAUUUUGUCGUUCGCGCUGGAGUCCAAUGUCUUCAACCCGACCCCGAGGCGGCUGAGCGACUUCCAGGUGCUGCAUGGCCAGGCGUACGAGAAAGAUGAGCGACAGGCGGGCUUUGUGCGCAGAUUGCGGGCCGCGGAGCCGGGCCUCUUUGCAGAUGUGGAGGUGAGCUUCGUGAGCCUGUAUCGCGGCUGGUGUGGUGGCCUAAUUCCAGCAGAGGACUUUGCCAAGAUGAAGCAGGAGGUCUCGGCCGCUCUGAAAGCUUUACUCGGUCGGCGCAGUAAGAUCGAUGGCAUUUGCCUUGACUUACACGGCGCCAUGGGCGCAUCAGGCAGCGAAGAUCCAGAGGCCGAAUUGGCGGAAGCUGUCCGUGAUGCGGUUCCUGUUGGCUUGCUGGCAGCCUCCUUCGACUUACACGGCAACUUCUCCGAGCGUCUAGGCGGCGCGCUGGAUAUUGUUGCCGCGUACAAGACGUUUCCACAUGAUGACAUGGAGGAAACAAAGACGAAAGCUCUGCGAAUGCUCCUGCACUGUCUGCAGCCUCAGAACGCAAUCCAGCCCACUCUCGUCGUCAUCACAAUUCCUGUGAUCCUGCCCGGCGACAAAAUUGUCACCACCGAGGGCUACGGCCAGAAGUUGUACCGAUGGCUUCGUGAUCUUGAACCUCCGUGCUGGCGCACGCCUGUCCUCACGAAGCUCAUCGGCCCUGUCGACGAGUCGAUUGAGCCCAAAGCCAACUUGCUCGAUGCAUCCUUCUUUGUUGGCCAUGGCCAUGAGGAUACACCGCGUGUCGGUUCGGCGGUGGUGCUCACAUGUUCCAUGGCCGCUGCAGAAGAGCACGGCGCCCUUGCGCAAGAGCUUGCUCAGUGGUAUUGGGAUCGGCGCGCAGACUUCACAUACCCGGCUGAAUCUCCGACUGUUUCGUGGGAGGAGGCUGUCCAAGAGCUCUACGCGGCCUUUGAUCGGGGUCAGAGGGUUCUGCUUGGGGACCUCGGUGACAACGCCAAUGCAGGAACGUCGGGCGACGUGCCUUUCGUGUGUCGGAGACUGCUGGAGCAGACUUCCGCACCACGGAACGGAGGCAAGCCCCACCCUCGGGUGCUCAUCGCGGGCCUCGCGGACGAGGCCGCGGUGCGCGCUUGCACUGAGGCGGCGAAAGCUUCACGUGUGCUCCCUCGGCUUAUGAUCGGUGCGGGCCAUGCCAUCGGCGCUGACUAUGGCGAGGGUUGCGAGGCGCUGGAGCUUCAGGAUGCCUGUGUCCAGGCCAUCGUGAAUGAGGGGCUGUGGGCGAUUGUCGAGGCCUCCCCAAAUGUCACGAUCGUGCUGCAGCGAUCUUCUUGGGCCUUCUUUUCUCACGCCGACGUGGAGCGACUGACGGGGGAUUUUCACCCGUCCAAGUACGACGUCGUGGUCGUCAAGCGCGGGAACGUGGCUUCCCUGGUUGAGCCCAUGCUGCCGAUUGGAAGUCCCCCAGAGGAGGCGGCAAAGACAUGCUGCAUCAUGGCCACGACGCCUGGUGCCAACUCCUAUCCGAUGAGGCCGCGCCCGCACCUGCGCCCGGGCAUGUACCCAGAGAGCCCAGGGCGGGAAUGGGCAGCGCCCGCUGGGACCGUGCCACCGCGCUACGAACCGCGGAAAUUAAAAAAAAGCCUUCAAGACGCACAGCGCUUUAAGUUGCAGACAUCAUGA
This is a messenger RNA of Symbiodinium natans, 1893 nucleotides long. The record is from the annotation of a GenBank genome assembly. Lineage: Eukaryota; Dinophyceae; Suessiales; Symbiodiniaceae.